CCUGCCAGCCCUCGAUCAAGAUCAUAGAAUCUAAGCGCCCAAAGCGCUGCUAAAGCCGCCUCACUCGCCCAAAAACACAGAACAUCAGUGCCAGUGCCAGCGAAGGCUGCAGAGUACUUAAGGCCUCCAAAGAGCAAGCGCAGGCUGAGAGCUCAGCUUGGAAUGGGCUUGAGCUCGCAACUGUCAUCAUGAGAGUGCUAUGGUUACUGCUGCUGGCCGCCGUCACCUCGGCCUUCGAGGUCGGCAAGGAGUAUGUGUACGAAUACAAGGGAACCAUGUACGUCCUGAACCCCGAGCAGCGACAUCAACUGACUGGCCUGGGAUUUCGAAGCAAGGUCAUUAUGCAGCCCAAGCCCGAUCACACGCACUUCAAGAUUCUGAACUUUGAAACAGAGACCUUCAACUCGGAGGAGAUCCACCUGAGUCACCACGAGUUCCACUACACGCCGAACGAUCUCCUGCACGACGCUAUCGAACACCCCUUCGCCGGAAAGUUCGACGAAGGAAAGAUCGAGGAGAUUGCGAUCGGAAAGGAUGAACCCCUUUGGUCGAAGAACGUCAAGAAGGGCAUACUGUCGCUCUUCCAACUGGACCUCGUCAAGGGACGUCACGAGCCCCACAGUGAGAAGAAGUACCACGUCAGAGAGGAUGGUCUGCACGGCGCUUGCGAUACCCUGUACGUGGUGCACGAAGAAGACCACGAUUACAUAGAGCUGACAAAGAUCAAGAACCUGGAGAAGUGCGACCACCCCGCCUAUGCCAUCAUAGGCCGGGAAGUGGCCAAGAAGUGCGUCAAGUGCGAGGCGCAGGAAACGCACCCAGCUUCUUCAACAUCGGAAGUUUAUUACGAGCUGAAGGGAACAGCACAGCACUACGUGAUCACGCACGCCUGGGCCGAGUCCGGAUACCUGUUCAAGCCUCACGGCGAGGGCAAGAAGAUUCACGUGAAACUGAAUCGCACCCUGCACCUCCAAGAAGAGCACGAUGCCGUCACAGACACCGCGCUCGGCGAGCACCUCGAGAAGGAGCACUCUCUGGCUCAGGAGUUCGCCACCACCGGCGACCUGACGGACGUCGGGGAGCUCAAAUUCCCCAACGCUAUGUACAAGCACUACGCGGUGCACGCAAACAAGGAAAAAUUCGCUGAAGCCCUGCACCUUCUGGCGGACAUAGAGUACACGGACGAUGAUAUCAAGGAGAUCGACAACAAGCCGAGAGGAAGCGAGACCUUCCUGACCCUGUAUAACUCUUUCGCGAGCUUCGACUACGACGAGAUCAGCUGGGUAUACGAGACCCAGGUGCAAGCUGCACCGGAGGAAAAUAAGGAAAGCAUCCUCCACGCGUUCCUGGAUCUCCUCGCUGCUGCCGGCAUGAACCCUCACAUCACCUUCGGCUUGAACCUGAUCAAGAACAACCAGAUCAGCAAAAUGGACGCUCACCGCUUCUACGGAAAACUCCACCUGAACCUGAAGGAAGUCAGCACUGCCUUGAUCUACGAAAUUGCCGACUCGUGCAAAUCGGAGGCCGUCAAGAGCCAUCCAGGAACUUGGAGCGCCUGCAAGUUCGCCGCCAGCACGAUCGCGAGCGGCAAGGGAUGCAAGCACGCUCACGACGACCAUGAGGAGGAUCACGGCACCUGCAGACCCGAGAUCAUCUCGCACAUCUUUAACUACUCAGUGACACCAGCCGACACACACAACGAACCCCAGUUCGAGAGCACCGUCUUCCUGCGCGUGGCUGGCAACCUGGGCACGCGUAAAGCCAUGCACUACCUGAAGCGCUUCAUCUGCAGUUGCCAACCGGAGCCCAAGAGGAUGGCCGCCCUGUGGGCGCUGAAGCAGGCUUCCAAGAACCAUCCUGAACUGGCACGCGCCAUCGCCUUGCCCGUUUUCUACAACACGAGUGAACCGAGUGAGAUCCGUAUCGCCUCUUUCCUCAUCAUCUUGUUCAGCCACCCAGAGAUGUACCUGCUGCGCCACAUCGCUCUCGAAAUGCUCACGGAGCCUAGUGACCAGGUGGUGUCGUUCGUGUCGAGCGCGUUCCGCACCUUGGCCAAGUCCAAGUAUCCCUGUCAUCGUGAUCUUGCCCAGCACAUGCGCUACGUGCUGCCGGAAUGGGACCAUGACACGAGGUUCAAGAGGCCCGUAGACAGGUCUUCGUCUCACCUGACCAUCUCGUCCACAUAUAGCCCCAAAUACGACUACGGUGGCAUGACGUCUUUGGAGAUGAUCCGCUCGCACGACAGCUACCUGCCCCGGAACUGUUACGUCAUGCUGAGGGACUACAAGGCCGGCCACUCGUUCGACACGCUCACCCUCGAGUUCGAGAGCUGGGGCAUGGACAAGCUGAUAAGCAGCAUGCUGGGCCCACGUCCAGGAUCCUCGAAGAACCUCUGGAACUUCAUGGGCCGUCGCCGUAUCCCACGUGACGCAUCGGCCAAAGAACGAAAGGAGAUCGAGGAUUCCCUCCACAUCGCCGACCGAGAAUACGACCCGUUCUACGCCCGUCUGACCUUGUCCAUCUUUGGGAAGACCACCGACACCUUCAGCAUCGACGAGAGCAUCUUGGCCAAAAUACAAGAGAAAGCUAAACCGGAGGAGGCGGUCCAAUCGUUCCUGGGCAGAGAGGUCAACAAGAAGUAUUUCUACAUGACCAAAGACAUAGCGCUGAUAAUGCCAAGCGAGUUGGGAGUGCCAGUCUUCUUCGACAUGAAGCAAGCCGAGUUUAUCUACGCAAAGAGGGACAAGAUGGCGCUCAACCACGGCGACAAUGCUGAGCUCCACUUGGACGUAAAGCGCCACUACCUAUACGACGUGGCCUCGUACCAGAUGGUGGGCUUCGCGCCGGAGUUCACCAAGCAGGGUUUCGGAACAGGCUACCACGCGAGGACCGCCAUCUCUUGGCCGCUUGACCUCAAGGUGACCUUGGCACCUCUCGAGGGCAAGCUGAACCUGCACCGUCCACUGCACUUGCCCUGGAACGUCCUUAACCACCAGUUCCGGCCCUUCACGUUCGCCGUGCCCUACGACAUCAACGCGGACCCAUCACACGCAAUCACUGAGUUCCCCAAGCUAAUGAAGCCUCUCUACCGACCUGAAGAACUGACCGAGUUCGACCGCCACUACUUCGACGACACCUUCGGCGUCGGUCUGAACGUCAAGGGUCACCUGAUCAAGAGGGGACUGCGUCAGGCCGUGCGCGAGGUGUACCACGACAUGUCGUGCCGGGAGCGCUUCUACUACAUGGCCGUCAACCCGCACUGGCACCCACGCGACAUCAAGAUCUACGCCCUCCCCGCUGCCCAAGAUCCCACCACGGAGCUGGACAUCGACAUUUCGUACAAGUUCUUGGAGCCGGACGACGAACGGCACAGCCACUUCAACGUCCACGACCAAAUCCUGGACGAUCCCGAGGUGCCGUCCACGCACGUGCUGCGACUCGACGUCAACUUCAAGGGCGCCGCCAAGGAGCGCAAGGCCGCGGCCGAGUUGCGAUACUCCUUCAACCAUGACCUCUUCAACCACAAGCUGCAGUUCUUCUACGAGAAGACACCGUUCGGCCACGAUGACACCGAACUGAAGAUCUGUCUGGACGCAUCGGCGAAGUUCCCGCAUCCUGACUGGUCCAUAACUAACAUGGCCACCUUCUACGCUGGAAAAGAAGUCGACGCCCACCUUAACGUCCAUGGAGCCAGCUGCGAAGCAGGCACCUCCAUCACUGUUAACGGCAAGUUCACACACACUGACGAGGACGAACAGCAGCUGGCAGCCGCGGCUGAAGGUAAGGCCGUCGGCAGGGACCGGUUCAGCAGCACCUUCCUCCAUUGGCUCGCCAACAAAUGCCACCAGAAGCAAGAGAAGGGCAUCCCCUUCAGCUACUACUGCUACAGACUGCUCCGUUACUCCAGCCGCCUCGGAAAGUUCACCGCAGAUGUCGAGUGGAAGAACUACAAGCCCCUUCUGCACCGCCUGGCCAAGUACUACGCCAAACGCUACGCGUACAAGCCCUGGAAAGCCGGCUUCCUGGGCGUGCUUGGUUCGUACUUGACGAGCGACCACGGCAAGCUGCACGUCGUCUCGCAAACUCCAUGGUGGCGCUGCGGCGAGAAACCGCACACCAAUAUGAUUGUCACAACCGAGGACGGCCACAGCCACGAGCACUGGGGAGUACCCACGUUCAGCAAGAUCCUCGAGCCGAGGAUUAUUACGGUAGCCGGUUACACGCACGCCGCCGAGUACUCCAAGCUCUACAGGCACAAGUACUGUGACCUGCAGGCCCACAGCGUGCGCACUUUCGACGGCACUCUAAUCGACCUGCCCGAGACGGACUGCUACAAAGUGGUCGCUCGCGACUGCUCGCCCUUUAAGAGGUUCCUCGUCCUUGCUCGUGCCACGAACAACCCUUCGCUCAACAAGGCGCUGAAGGUGUUUAUCGACACGACCAUGGUUGAGAUCCUUCCAUUGGACGACGAGUCCGGCUUGGUGCUGCGAGUGGACGGCAACAAAGUGGACAUCACUCCCGAGCACUCUUACAGCCACACCUCUCACGACGCCGAGCUCUUCAGGGUCAAGAAGGCGGCCACCAAGUGGUUCACGCUGGACUCCGAGUCGUACGGCCUCCAUGUUGGAUUUGGCGGAAACAUGCUCGUUGUCGAGGUCGCUCCGUUCUACCGUGGAAAACUGUGCGGCCUGUGCGGUGACUACAACCUGGACAAGAACCACGAGCUGUCCGGACCCGACGGUCACCAGUACAACAGCACCCUGGAGUUCGCCAAGAGCUACGUGGUUCCCAGCGCUGACUGCCACGCGCCGGCCCACUAACCGUCUUUGGCGGCGCACGACUCGUAUACCUCAUCACGCCAUCUUAAAGACCACAUCUCCCGAAAACUUCCGUGAAAAUAAAAAGAAAUGAAAUAGUAGAGAGCGAAACGUGAAGAAAGUUUAUCGCUGAUAUUUUUUUUUUGUAGAUAACAAACGGUAGCCACAGAGAGUUUCGGAGCCAGCUUUCAAACUUUGAAGCUCUCCGAGAAUGCAACGUCAUUAUUUCAUCUCCAUGCAAAGUGUAAAAAAUGAGACAAUAAACUAGAAAGAAAGUUUCAUACCACGGUC
Messenger RNA from Rhipicephalus sanguineus (brown dog tick), 5108 nucleotides. RefSeq lists its product as uncharacterized. The record is from RefSeq and is a predicted model, not a curated record. Gene Ontology annotation, molecular function: lipid carrier activity. Lineage: Eukaryota; Metazoa; Arthropoda; Arachnida; Ixodida; Ixodidae. Gene Ontology annotation, biological process: lipid transport.